Molecule: messenger RNA, 1293 nt
Organism: Dichomitus squalens LYAD-421 SS1
Lineage: Eukaryota; Fungi; Basidiomycota; Agaricomycetes; Polyporales; Polyporaceae
Product: cytochrome P450
Exons: 6
Coding region: 28-1293 (421 amino acids)
Molecular function (GO): monooxygenase activity; oxidoreductase activity, acting on paired donors, with incorporation or reduction of molecular oxygen; heme binding
Source: RefSeq, a predicted model, not a curated record
GUGGGCGCUGACCUCAACUUCGGCCUGAUGCCCUACGGCCAGUGGUGGCGACGACACAGACGGGCGUUCUGGCAGCACUUCCGUCCGGACGCGGUUCUGGGCUACCAGCAGGCGCAAUGUCAGAUUGCGCGGAGGUUCCUGCGUGCACUCUUGCAAGACCCAUCAGAACUAGUGGAGCACAUACAGUAUACCGCGCUAGGGUCACUGAUGAAGGUCAUUUAUGACAUUGAUGUUGUGCGUGAAACCGACUUCAGGACAUAUUCGUCCGUGCUCCACUCGGUCCAGCAAGGUGUAGGUGAAGUAUUCCAACCUGGGUCAUCCCUGAUUGAGUACUUUCCGGUCCUGCGAUGGCUACCUUCGUUCCUCCCCGGUGGAUCGUACGUUCGGAGAGCAUCUAAAUGGCGGUCUUCUGCAUAUCACCUCAGGGAAGAGCCGUUUGUACGAGCACAGAAGACAUUCCAGUCGGUAAGCAGCGUUGCUUUCUUGCAUCGGCUUCUCAAGCGCGUUGCUGCAUCCGCGUCUGAGAGCGCGGCCUUGGUGUCUGAGGAAACGGAGAUCGCUGAAAACGUCGCGGCUGUUUCCCUCUCGGGUACGUUACCGUUUACCUACUCACUGUUACAAGCAUUUUUCCUAGCUAUGUCGCAACACCCCGACGUAGUAAAGAAAGCCCAAGAAGAACUAGAUUCAGUCGUCGGCAACAAUCGCCUGCCCGACUUUGGAGACCAAGACAAACUGGUGUAUUUGACGGCUAUCGUGAAGGAAACUCUUCGGUGGCAUGUCGUGGUUCCUUUCGGAGUGCCACAUUGCACGACCCGUGAUGACGAGCUUCGGGGCUACUACGUUCCCGCAAACACCGUUCUGCUUCCCAACAUCUGGUGUGUGGCGUGCUUACACGACCCGGAGGCCUACCAAGAUCCUGAAGACUUCCGCCCGGAGCGUUUCAUACGAGAUGGGAAGCUUGAUCCGUCCGUGCGCGAUCCCUCUGCAUUUGCGUUCGGCUUCGGAAGGAGGCGAGUGGUCUGUCCUGGACGCCACUUUGCAGAGGCCGCUCUGUUCAUCAAUAUUGCCUCAGUAUUGCACGUCUUCGACAUCGGCCCACCCCUUGACGGAGCCGGCAAACCUAUCAAAAUUCAAUACAAGAUGACGAAUGGAUUCCUGUCGUACGCGUCAACCUCCGAAUCUUACGUGGGGAUGGCGAACUCACCUCGCUAUGACAGGUACCCAGAGGACUGUCGUUGCUCGAUCGUGCCACGCUCUGCUCAAGCGGAGAGAUCGAUACGAGAAGCCCAGUAG